Molecule: messenger RNA, 2551 nt
Organism: Oryza sativa Japonica Group (Japanese rice)
Lineage: Eukaryota; Viridiplantae; Streptophyta; Magnoliopsida; Poales; Poaceae
Biological process (GO): ubiquitin-dependent protein catabolic process; positive regulation of proteasomal ubiquitin-dependent protein catabolic process; protein polyubiquitination
Cellular component (GO): ubiquitin ligase complex; cytoplasm
Molecular function (GO): ubiquitin conjugating enzyme binding; zinc ion binding; ubiquitin protein ligase activity
Source: RefSeq, a predicted model, not a curated record
ACCCAAACCGAAGCCUCUCCGAAUCUGCUCAUCACGCGGCCCGAUACUCGUGCCCAUCGGCCGGGCAUCCACCGGACACCACCCCACCACCGCCUCACGCCUCGCCGCCAAAAUCACGCCGCGUCGCCGCCGCCGCCGCCGCCGCAAAGACACCUUACAGAGCUAUUAGUAGCUACUAUUCCACGGCCGCGUACUCCGGUCCGACUCGCGCGCCGCCGACGCAUCCUCCCGUCCGGCCAUCCCCCCACGCCCCGAAGCUGUUCUGCUCCGCCGCGAUGCCUCGGAAGUCGUCCAGGGGGAAGGGAGGCCCAAGGCCCGGCCCGAAGCCCGCCUCUCAAAACCCUAACCCCGUCUCCGAGAUCCCCCACGACGGCGGCGGCGGCGAGGCCGUCGACGCCGCCGCCGAGGCCGUAGGGCGCCUCGACGUCUCCGCCUGCCCCACCGCCGAGGAUGCUCCGGUGGAGCUUCCGCCGUCGUCUCAGCCGCCGCUGGAAGCUUCUUCAUCUGGGAGGGAUGAAUUGGGUGGGAGCCUUGAGGAGGAGGCUGUAAGGAAGCUGCAGGAGCUGGUCGGGUUUGGUGGGGAGGAGGUGGAGCUGACCGAGGAGGAGGCGGCCGCAAAUGAUCAGAGGCAGGAGGAUGAGAUCUUUGCCUUGGAGGCCAUUUUUGGAGACAAUGUAGUCAUUUUCAAAUCGAAGGGAGGCCAACGGUCUUUCCAGGUUCAUGUUUAUAUUGAGAUCCCAGAUGGUAUCGAUGUAUCGGCAAGGCUCGGUUAUGGUUCUGGAUCACUGAAAUAUGGAGCAGGCCAUGAUACUGAUGCCUCUGAUGAUCUCGUGUACAAGUUUAGAGUUGAGCACUUGCCGCCAAUCCUGCUAACGUGCCUUCUGCCUUCACCAUACCCUAGUCAUCAGCCUCCUCUUUUCACUAUCUCAGCAGAGUGGAUGAACAAAAUGAUGGUUUCAUCACUAUGCCAAAUGCUGGACACAGUUUGGGAGGAGCAAAAGGGCGUGGAAGUAACAUAUCAGUGGGCACAAUGGCUCCAAAGCUCUUCCCUAUCUCACUUAGGGUUUGCUAGUGAGAUAGUUUUAAGCAGUGAUUCAGCGUAUGAUCAUGAGUGUGGAGAUAAGCGUGCUCUUUCACAUAAUGCUGCACCCGAUGUUAUAAUUCCUAGGAUGAUGAGAUGGAAUGAUGAUAAGUGCCAUGAAGCCUUUUUACGUGCUAUCCAUGACUGCAUGAUUUGUUUCAGCGAGUUUCCUGGAACUGAUUUCGUCAAACUUCCAUGCCAUCAUUUCUUCUGCUUGAAAUGCAUGCAAACAUAUUGUAAAAUGCAUGUCAAGGAAGGAACUGUGGUGAAGUUGCUAUGUCCUGAUACAAAAUGUGGAGUUGUUGUUCCUCCUAAUAUAUUGAAAAGGCUUCUUGGGGAAGAAGAAUUUGAACGUUGGGAAGGAUUGCUACUUCGGAGAACUCUUGACUCCAUGAGUGAUGUAGUCUACUGUCCGAGAUGUGAAACUGCUUGCUUGGAGGAUGGAGAUAAUGAAGCUGUGUGUUCAAGUUGUUUAUUCAGCUUCUGCACGCUUUGUAGAGACCGCCGUCAUGUUGGGGACAAAUGUAUGUCGCCUGAAGAAAAACUACUUAUUUUGGAGAAACGCCAAGAAGCAGGAAAAUUACAGGGAGAUCAGCAUAAGUUUCUGGAGGAACUACGCAGCAUCAAGGCAAUUAUGAAGGACUCAAAAAUGUGCCCGCGGUGCAAGAUGGCUAUCCAUAAGAUAGAAGGAUGCAAUAAGAUGUCAUGUAGUAAUUGUGGCCAGUACUUCUGCUACCAAUGUAACAGUGCAAUUGAAGGUUAUGAACAUUUCAGGGGUUCAUGUAAGCUUUUCCCUCAGGAAGAGCUUGAUAGAUGGAACAUGCAAAUGAAUCCGAGGGUCCAGCGUCAAAAUGUUGCACAAGUGCAAGCUGAAAUGUUUCGGCAAUUUGCUCAUCCAUGCCCUACUUGCCGGCAACCAUGUCCGAAGAUGGGAAACAACAACCACGUCUUCUGUUGGGCAUGCCAGAAGCACUUCUGUGCACUGUGCCGGAAAACUGUCCACAAGACCUCACAGCAUUUUGGUCCAAAAGGAUGCAAACAGCAUACUGCAGAUCCCUGAGAGUUCUUCUCGUAUUACGCAUCACCAAAAAUACCUCGACGACAAUGCUAUUUCCAGAGGUUCUGUGCGCGUAUGCGAAUACAUAUACUCCUUGCACCAGGGUGUAUUUUCUUCGAGAUUCCAAGGUUUGGCCGUGAGUCUUGUUUUAAGUCUCCUGCUUCCUUGUACCAGUAAAAGCUCAACCAUUUAUAUUGGAGGGAAUUUUGUGCCGCUCAUUCAUUUAGCUCCGGACUUGUUAUUGAGAAUACUGUGUAUAUUCAGGAUGCCUGUCCUCUUACAUCAGGAACAGAAACAUGACAACAAUCUAUGGAAAAAUUCUUGCAAGAUUCUUUUCGAGAUGCCAGAUAGUGUUUGUUCUGUCCUGCAUUGGUGUGUAAAUAAAAUGGGAUUGUUACUGAGGAUUUUAAUUA